AUGUUGGAAAGUACUUCAAAUGCCACUCCUAUGACCCUUAAAGAGAAGCCUACAUCUGUUGAUGGUGAUCAAGUGGACCCUUUUGUUUUUCGAAGUAUUGUUGGGGCUUUGCAAUACCUUACAUUCACAAGACCUGAUAUAAUUUAUACAGUUAAUCGGGUAUGCCAAAAUUUUAGCAAUCCUACUCUCGUACAUCUAAAGGCAGCCAAACGAAUUUUGCGAUAUCUCAAGGGUACUCAAAAUUUGGGUUUAAGAUAUCUCUGUCAAAGUCCCAUAUCACUAUAUGGUUCAGUGAUGCCGAUUGGGCUGGCUGUCCUACUAUACCAUGAAGCACUACUGGUUAUUGUGUUUAUCUUGGAGCUAAUUGCAUUUCAUGGAGCUCUAAGAAACAAUCGACUAUUUCUUGAUCAAGCUCUGAAGCUGAAUACCGUUCCAUGGCAUCCACAACAGCUGAAAUUACAUGGUUAA
This is a messenger RNA of Olea europaea var. sylvestris, 468 nucleotides long. RefSeq lists its product as uncharacterized. NCBI's taxonomy places the organism in Eukaryota, Viridiplantae, Streptophyta, Magnoliopsida, Lamiales, Oleaceae. The transcript has a single exon. The coding region runs from base 1 to 468 and encodes 155 amino acids. The record is from RefSeq and is a predicted model, not a curated record.